This is a messenger RNA of Didymella exigua CBS 183.55, 258 nucleotides long. RefSeq lists its product as uncharacterized. Gene Ontology annotation, molecular function: protein binding. The transcript has a single exon. The record is from RefSeq and is a predicted model, not a curated record. The coding region runs from base 1 to 258 and encodes 85 amino acids. Lineage: Eukaryota; Fungi; Ascomycota; Dothideomycetes; Pleosporales; Didymellaceae.
AUGUUGUGUAAAGCAAGCGCCCAAGCUGCGUUGCGGUUAGUUGUUGUGAAGAUAUUAGACCAUAGUUUAGAAGGAGGCUUUGAGGAGAUGAUCAAUACGCUGCUCAACGCGGGCGCUAAGGUCAACGCGCAAGGUGGAGGGUUUGGCAAUGCACUGUACGCAGCUUCAGCUAGAGGCGACAAGCAGGUGGUCCAGAUGCUGCUUAAUGCAGGUACCCAUCAACAGCAGGAAGACAAUACCAUCUUAGUGUCCAAAUAG